AUGCAAACCUCAACCGUCCAUCUUCUCCUCGGUCUUGCUUUGACCGUUGCCAGCUGGGCUGGAGCUAGCUCAACUGGGCAUGAGAGCCUGAUAUCCCCUAAACGCCCACUGAACGAGAGCAACGUAGUCGCCAAUCUUAUAUCUAACAACCAUCAGCAUGACUCGAUUUUCACCCAAGCCGUUAAUAUCAUUGAGUCUUUGAGCACCUCUUCGUCUUGCAAUCGUCUCGCUGCAACCAAGCUCAUGACCUCAUGCCAAGAACUCGGCGGCAAGGCUAACUCUGAUCCUGAGGUCAACCAAAAGCUCAACAUGAUCCGCUCUAUCUACGCUGCCCGGUUGGCAAUUUGUGAGCUUGAAGGGGCAUCAACUCUCAUCCCUCAACCGUGCAUUGCCAUCACAGCAUCAAUUCGAACACCAUCAACCUCGGGGUUCAGAUUUCUUCGCAAACCGACUUCGCAUCAUCUGGAUGAGAAGAAAUUGCCAAAGAGGGAUCUGGAACUUUGUCUGAAAGCUCUAGAAUCGCGGCCUCAAUGGUGGACCUCAUAUAGCAAUAAUCGCCAGAACGCAAUAGUCAUCUGCCAGGCAUCUCGGGCUGAGACUGAAAAGGAAGAAAUUCUCGGCCUCCAUCAUUCACUUACAGAGAGCACUAUUAAGCUCAAUGAGGGUCUCCAGGAAGCUCUCCAUCAGGCAGAAAAGACCGCAGCUGAGCACCAGGCGUUUCUUCAGAAUGUUCUGGUCCUGCAGGAACAAGCGACGAAAGAGAUGGAAGAAAAGGGAACAUUCAUUGGUGGAGCGUUCGACAAAUUGCUAAGGAAGAUAGAGGAUGGGUUUGACUGUGUCGGUGCGGCAGUCACCACAACGCUCGGCAAACUGCAUAUGGAAUCUUCAAUUUUGAAGCAGGUCAGCUUAUUCUAUGUGCACCGGCAAAAGGAUGAAUUUACAACAUUGACACUGUCUCAGGAUCUGAAAAACAGCUCGUCCCAUGCGAAAGCUCUCCAUGAAAUAUUGCUCGCUACCCACAAAGAUGUCAUCACUCGAAGUCAUCAAGUUGCGCAGAUGCAGGUGCAUGACUCAAUCGUAGCAAAAGCAAUGACCUCUGACCUUCAGAACUCUUUGCGGUCUUUGGCUGAGGCAGAUGUGGCUCAGCUUUCUCAGCAAAUGGCAAUCAUGGAUCAAGCGCUGGAAUGGCUCAACAAUCGCUUGAUCGUUGCUAUCGAACAAGAGAACAAGUUGGCAGAGCGACUCCGGGCAAUGGACAGUUCUGUGAAUCAAGCACAGCUAAAAGCAGAGGAACUCCAACAUACUCAGCAGCUUCAGGCAGAACAACUAUUGACCCAGCAACAGACCCAAGAGUCGAUCCGGUUCAACGCCCAAGUAUCCCAAGCUUUGCUGGACAAAGCCACUAACACAGCCGCCAAUUUACAUACUCUACUUGACGAAGCUGCGAUCAAGAUCAAACAAACCCCCGGUCUUCAUCAGAGUGGUCUUUCGGGCUGGACUUUGUGUUUCAUGAUUCUUCUUCUGGUUGGCGUGCAGAAUUUCAAAGCGGCUUUUGGAUUGGUGUUUUUCAUCUUGGGACAUUUGAUCGCGACGACGAUCUUUCCACUCUUCAAGGUAUAUCGCUCUUCGUUGGGGCCUCUUUGA
This is a messenger RNA of Penicillium oxalicum, 1644 nucleotides long. RefSeq lists its product as uncharacterized. NCBI's taxonomy places the organism in Eukaryota, Fungi, Ascomycota, Eurotiomycetes, Eurotiales, Aspergillaceae. The record is from RefSeq and is a predicted model, not a curated record. The coding region runs from base 1 to 1644 and encodes 547 amino acids. The transcript has 5 exons. Gene Ontology annotation, biological process: nuclear membrane fusion involved in karyogamy; karyogamy involved in conjugation with cellular fusion. Gene Ontology annotation, cellular component: endoplasmic reticulum membrane.